This is a messenger RNA of Plasmodium gallinaceum, 414 nucleotides long. RefSeq names its product 40S ribosomal protein S10, putative. Lineage: Eukaryota; Apicomplexa; Aconoidasida; Haemosporida; Plasmodiidae. The transcript has 3 exons. Bases 1 to 414 code for a protein of 137 amino acids. The record is from RefSeq and is a predicted model, not a curated record. Gene Ontology annotation, cellular component: cytosolic small ribosomal subunit. Gene Ontology annotation, molecular function: RNA binding; structural constituent of ribosome.
AUGGAGAAAAAAUUACUUCCACAUCAUAAAUAUAGUUAUAUUCCAAAACAAAACAAAAAACUCAUAUAUGAAUAUUUAUUCAAAGAGGGUGUUAUAGUAGUAGAAAAAGAUGCAAAGAUACCACGUCAUCCUCAUUUAAAUAUUCCCAAUUUGCAUAUAAUGAUGACAUUAAAAUCAUUGAAAAGUAGAAAUUAUGUUGAAGAAAAAUAUAACUGGAAACAUCAAUAUUUUAUAUUAAAUAAUGAAGGUAUUGAAUAUUUAAGAGAAUUUUUGCAUUUACCUCCAUCUAUAUUUCCUGCAACUUUAUCAAAAAAAACAGUCAAUAGAGCACCAAAAAUUGAUGAAGAAAUUACAAGAGAAAUCAGACAACCAAUGGGAAGAGGAAGACCUUAUGAUAGAAGAAAUCUUGAAUAA